Carassius gibelio (silver crucian carp) is the source of this 2599-nucleotide messenger RNA. RefSeq names its product R3H domain containing-like (gene r3hdml). Bases 480 to 1232 code for a protein of 250 amino acids. The transcript is spliced from 6 exons. NCBI's taxonomy places the organism in Eukaryota, Metazoa, Chordata, Actinopteri, Cypriniformes, Cyprinidae. The record is from RefSeq and is a predicted model, not a curated record.
AGGUGAGAGUUGCCCAAAAAGCGGUAAAACAACAUUUGAAAAUCACAAAGGUAAUGGAAAGGAAGAGCAAUAACCGUUGAAAAGUCAUCAAUCUUAAAAUCCCAUUGGAGAGCAUGACUGUUUGGAGCUUCCAUACUGAGUGUGUGCUGAAAAAGCAAAACCUUCCAUUAAGUUGUUUCCUGAACCUCAGAAACAUCCCUGUGGGGGAAGAAAAAGAGACAAGGGCUUUUCUUUCACGUCAGAUGGCCUUAGAGAGUUGGCCCAGUUAAAGUUCGCUGCCACACAUGUCAGAGACGUUGUUUGCAAAGGCCAGAGUUUAAGUGGAGAUCUUUUCAGCUGCUCUUCUCCAGGCUGUGCUAAAGUGCUGGAAUCACUGCUGAAGGUAUCUGCUGUGAAGACCACUCCAGCUGAAGACCCCCGCUCUCUUCAGACUACAGGAAUACAUUCAUAACACGUGUAGCCAACCAGACGGAAGGCAGAUGAUGAGUUUGGCCUGCGUUCAGAUGUUCUUUGCCGCCACGUUGUGGACACUGCCGUGCAGCACAGCAUCUGUGGCGGUGAGCAGCGCGACACAGCUGCUUCAUCUCAGAGAUGUUUCUAUGGAGGCUCUGCUGAGGAACAGAAGCGACAGCAGCGCGCCUCGAGCGCGGCGGAAACGCUUCAUCUCCAGUAAAGAUAUGACGGCCAUUCUGGACUAUCACAACCGCGUGCGCUCACAGGUCUUCCCACCCGCAUCAAAUAUGGAAUAUAUGGUGUGGGAUGAGAGACUGGCUAAAUCUGCAAAAUCCUGGGCCGCACAGUGCAUUUGGGAUCAUGGACCGCCUCAUGUUUUGCAACACAUUGGACAGAACCUGUCCAUCAUCUCUGGAAGAUACAGAUCGAUCAUUGACCUGGUAAGAUCCUGGUAUGAUGAAAGACACCAUUUCUCCUACCCCAACAGAUGCAGUGGCACUGUCUGCACACACUACACUCAGAUGGUGUGGGCAGCCAGCAAUAAGAUCGGGUGUGCCAUCCGAAGAUGUUCAAACAUUUAUGUUUUUGGGAGUAUGUGGAAACAGGCCACCUUUCUGGUUUGCAACUAUUCUAUCAAGGGGAACUGGGUUGGAGAGGCUCCAUAUAAGACAGGGAAACCGUGCUCUGCGUGCCCCUCAAGUUAUGGAGGAUCAUGCAAUAAAAACCAGUGUGACUCCAGAUCCAAAUCCAGAAGAAAUGCAAGUGGUGUUAGAGGCUAACAGAUAAAAAAAACCCUUCUCUUAAAAAUUAUAAUAAAUAUAUAACUAAAGUUUAAGUCUAGAAACCACUAAAAUGUACAUUUUACAAUGCAAAUUAUUCCGUGGUCAUUUUAAACUGAACGGCAUUUAAAUGCUGUAAAAUGUCCAAGUAAUUCAAUGUGUAAAUGUCAAAUUGCAUUAACUGUUACUGUUUAUUACCAACCCAUAGGUGUCAAAUGUAGUAUUUUUUUUAAAUUACUUUUUAAGUUGUGUAAUGUUUAUCAUUUGUAUUAGUUUUUUUUUCAAGGCUAUGGACUGUUUGCACUGUUUUGCUUAUAAUUUGUUUGUACUAAGUUGCAUCGCAGUGACAAUUCAGUUGGGAGAAAAGCACUUAUGUUCUUUCAUCAUUAUUAUUAUUUUUUCCUUUUUGUACAGGUAAUACAUUUUCUUUAGAUUAGGAAAAGUCAUAUGUUCAGUCGUUUCUAAGUUACUAUCUUUUUGAAAUGUCUAUUGCACUCAUGUCAUACAGAGGACAUGACUGCACUGUAAACACAUUUAUCCUCAUAAAAACCGUCCUUUUAUUUACAUUUUCUCUUGUAACACAGACAGGCUGUUGCCAACACCUUCCCAGCAGGGACACAGCCAGUAAGUAAAAGAAUAAAGAAAUAAAAUAAAUUCAGUAAAGAAACAUUUAUGAAUUUCAAUCAUAUAUUAUUAGAGACAAUUCAUAUUAUUAAGGUGCACCUUAAUAAUAUGAAUUGUAUAUGAAUUGUCUCUAAUAAUAUAUGAUGUGAGUAGCUGGUCAAGGAUCAAUAUUGAGAAGCAGAAAGAAACCAUCUUUUAUUGCCUCAUUAAUGUGCUCAAUCCAUCUAAAAGAGACAGAUCUCCUGUAAACCAAGACUAAAAGGCUUUUAAAGCCAUAAACGAAGCGCUGGGCCACUUUCUCUAGUCUAUUGUAUAGUGAAUACUUUACCGGUGAUUGAAAUCAUUCAUCUGAAUAAGAAAACAUGAGUAUAUAACAGUUUUUUUUUUUGGUUCAAUAGGAAAUCUAUCAAAGUGUUGGCUUUUGAAUAUGCACAUUCAAGUUUUUUUUUAUUCAUCACUUAUAAUUUGAUUCAAAGUGACAAUAAAUGGUGUUCUUUCAUUGCUUUAUUCAUCAGAUAGAAUCACAGGUUCCACAAUCGAUAAUAAUUACAUUUCUAUUGUUUUAUUUAUUUAUUUCCCCCCACCAAAUCAGCAUAUUAGAAUGAAUUUUCAUUCAUAUUUUAACAUAUAUUUAAAAAGAAAACGGUUGUUUAAAAAUUGUAAUAAUAUUUCACAAUGUUUUUACUGUAUUUUUGUAUUUAAUUAUAAGUCAAAUGUACAAAUAAAUAUUCAGUUUUGUCAUC